UUAGCUUGCGAGACGAGAUAUGGUCUUGUAGUGUGCAAUACUUUUCGAUACCUCUCAGAAUGUUUAAAGAAGGCGAUAAUGGUACGGGAGGUUGCAAUGGCGCGCCGCCUCGUCCUCGAAGGAUAUUUCCUCGAUUUUCCUUGCGAAGAUUGUUGUAUUCCAGUCCGCUAAUCGGUCGUCGUAUUACGAGAACGCCUAGCGCUAGUAAUAGAAAUGCAAAAGGUAAAGACCAAGCGAGCAGUAAGGUGACGGAUGUUGAAAAGGGAGAAGCUAGAGUAAGCAACGGUUCGAGUCAUUUUCAAUUUCACAACAUAGAUCUCCAGCGUGCUUCCAGCAAAGGCUCCGUGCUUUCCUCUGCGGGAAAGAGUAAUGAGAACGGCAUGAUGGAAUGCCCAUUGUGCUUGGCCGAACUGCCAGGAGAAUUCUUUCCUAUCGUCCAGUCUUGCCACCAUCGCAGCUGCUACGACUGCUUUCAACAAUAUCUGAAAGUGGAAAUCUCUGAAUCCAGAGUUAAUAUCGCUUGCCCCGAGUGUUCCGAACUGUUACAUCCAAAUGAUAUUCGGAUGAUCCUGAAUGACCAAACGCAAUUGGAAAAGUACGAGGAUUUUAUGGUUCGAAGAGUACUCGCCGUAGAGCCCGACGCAAGAUGGUGUCCCGCUCCGGAUUGCAGUUUUGCUGUGAUCGCCAGUGGAUGCGCCUCGUGCCCGAAAUUACGUUGCGAGCGACCAGGUUGCGAUUCGUACUUUUGCUACCAUUGCAAGGCUAGGUGGCAUCCUAAUCAAACGUGCGAUGCUGCCAGAGCACAACGAUCUCAAUAUUACGAGCGUAGUUCCUCUCUAAGUUUCAGUCAAAGCGAUUCUCAACAUAGAGAUGAUAUAAAGCCGUGUCCCAGAUGUCAGGUUUUGAUCGUCAAAAUGGAUGAUGGAAGCUGCAAUCACAUGACGUGUGCAGUUUGUGGCGCGGAGUUUUGUUGGCUCUGCAUGAAAGAGAUCAGCGAUCUUCACUAUCUUAGUCCAUCUGGCUGUACUUUUUGGGGCAAAAAGCCGUGGUCCAGAAAGAAAAAGAUUCUUUGGCAACUUGGAACUUUGGUGGGAGCGCCAAUCGGAAUCGGUCUAGUUGCUGGUAUAGCAGUUCCGGCCAUGAUCAUAGGUAUACCAGUGUGGGUAGGACAGAAAUUGUACACAAGGUAUGAGAAGGCCAACAAGCACAAGAGAAACGCUUUUAUCGCCGGAGGAGUUACUGCAUCGGUAUUGGUAUCACCCGUGCUAGCAGGAAUAGCCGUGGGUGUCGGCGUGCCUAUUUUACUAUUUUACAUCUACGGCGUGGUUCCGAUAUCGCUCUGCCGAAGCGGUGGCUGCGGGGUGACCACCAGCGGCACCGGAGUGCGAUUCGAAUUCGACGAUGAAAACGAGCUGAUGGGCGCUUUAGGCGUGCGCAACGGCGGAGAUGCGGCAUCAAUAGACGUUGCGAGUCACCGCGGCGGCAAUCCUUCGAUAGGAGAGGCCUCGCUUUCAUUGGGCAGCGGCAGUCAGCUGGAGAAAUUGGGCCGAGAAAAUGACCGUGAAAGCGCCAGCAAUGUGGCCCUCGCUGGCACUAGUCUCGCAGGAAGUAUCGCUUCCAGUGUACUUCCUGGAGGUCAAAGGCUGGAGGUCCAGGCUGACGUUACGUCCACGCAACGCUUCAGUUUAUGUAGCGAGACUGCUUCCGCGGCUACUAGCUUGUCAGAAAAAUCCGUAAACGCUUCCAUCGCUUUAGAUGACGGCGCGGCUUCCACAAGAGCCUUGGCUGGUUCUGUUCUUAAUUUUAAGAUGGAUGGCAGUUCAAUCAGUGGUGGUAGAAGUACGGAGGGAGAGCAGGCGGCUAGCUCUGUCAACGGUGGUCACAUGGAUUCUGCCGGGCAAGCUACUUCCUUAAGCUCCCUGGAAGAGGUAGCACCUGGCUUAGCGAAACGCACCCGUCGCAAGCUUACAUUUGAUCGUCAAUGCAGUGAUUCAAGUACUUGGACUAUGUGCGGAGAGGACGGUGGUUCUGAACGUGUGCGAUUCGAUGAUCACGUCAGUGUGAUCGAAGCGGAUCAAGAGAGAGUGGUGGGCGGCAAGUUGGAAGGCUGCGCGAUGAAUAAUCGCUCGGCGGGUGGGCGUAAGAGAAACAAAGAUUCGGAGCCAGAAACGGAUGCUCAAAAAAUAUCCAAAAGUCCAAAUGGCGAAUUAAACGCCGAGAGCCCUGUGGACGAUACUCCACGCGAGCGCGUCAACGUCGCCAAUUUAAGAAAUGUAUUUUUUCACGCUUCAACUGUGUCCACGGAUCGCGAGAAACGAUUGUCGGUGAUAGAGGAGCCGAUGUCGACCGUCUCUCAGACUUCCAGCAAUCGGAUCUUGUCGUCUCGCGACGAGACCCAGAGUCCUACUAGUACGGACGAAAGCUUGCACUGCUAAGAAAAUUAAGACUGAGCCUGUGGAUGUCAUAAUAUACACGUGUCUCUCAGAAUGUUACGAUGUAUGUAUAGAUGCGUAUAUACAUAUUAUGAAGUGUGUAUAUAUGUAUUAAAUCACAUAAUUGUAACGCUCGAAUAACUAUAAAGAUUGUAUAUAUAUCCACAUAUAUGCAACAUUAUAGUACGGAAAACGAAAGAGGUAAAGUAAUUGUAACAAUUGUGUGCACUUGCGCUGUGAUUAUGCAUAACCAGAAACUUCUAAGUGUAAUAUACCUACGUAUAUGCAUAUAUAUGUACUGGCCUCCAAUUCGUUAUAAACAAUGAAAGAAAAUAGUUGAGUAUAUACACACAAAAUUUUCUCCUCGCAAUCUCACCAUCGAUCUUGCGCGAAUAAAAAAAAAUCAUUUAUUGCAAUAGAUAAAAUACAAUUCCAUUUAUAUCUACAUUAUUUCCUGACCCUCGGAAUCUGGUUUGUAACGAACGGGCGGACAAUACAAGCUAAGAAAAUGAAUUACAAAGAUGAAAGUUAAUGUUGCAGAUUGUCGCUGCAUUUUAUAAGUCAAAUACUGCUCAUUGCGUCUUUAAAUAUUACGCAUUCUUGUUUAAUAUCUAUCGGCCAAUAUAUAUAUAAGAAUAUUUGAAUAUGUUUCUCAAAAAACAUGUCUGCCCUUGCUGUGUGUGAAAAUACAUGUAAUAUGACAAGUAGCCUUAUUUUUCAAAUAAUACAUUUUCCUUCGCGUUGUAUUAUAUAUGAGAAUGUUUCAGGUGUGGAAGAAGUUGUAGUGUUUUGUGCGUAUGAAAGAUAUAUGCAAUUAUACGUAUAAUAUAUACCUA
Molecule: messenger RNA, 3268 nt
Organism: Linepithema humile (Argentine ant)
Lineage: Eukaryota; Metazoa; Arthropoda; Insecta; Hymenoptera; Formicidae
Product: E3 ubiquitin-protein ligase RNF19A-like
Biological process (GO): protein polyubiquitination; ubiquitin-dependent protein catabolic process; positive regulation of proteasomal ubiquitin-dependent protein catabolic process
Cellular component (GO): ubiquitin ligase complex; cytoplasm
Molecular function (GO): zinc ion binding; ubiquitin protein ligase activity; ubiquitin conjugating enzyme binding
Source: RefSeq, a predicted model, not a curated record